Necator americanus (New World hookworm) is the source of this 312-nucleotide messenger RNA. RefSeq lists its product as uncharacterized. The record is from RefSeq and is a predicted model, not a curated record. Lineage: Eukaryota; Metazoa; Nematoda; Chromadorea; Rhabditida; Ancylostomatidae. The transcript has 2 exons. Bases 1 to 312 code for a protein of 103 amino acids.
AUGGGUGGUGCCAGCGAGGGUUUCACCACGCUCCUAACCGCUGCUUUCCACCGAUGCGCCUUGAGAGAAACCGCGUACGCAAUUGCUGUCGAAGCCGAAAAAGCAUUGACUGCAACCAAAGAGAGAGGUGAUGCUGAAGCUGCUGACAAGUCAACGGCUCAAUUCAAUUUUGCGAUGGUCAGUAAAAUAUUGCAGCGUUUAAAGGUGAAUAGCUGCUCAGUGGCCAAUUCUGAUGUUUCGUUUACAGAACAAGAUAUUCCAAAGAACAAAUCUCACUUUUUCUUUGCUUCCGAAGCUCCGAUAGAAAAGUAA